Messenger RNA from Panicum hallii, 1605 nucleotides. Its product is annotated as transcription factor MYB3R-3-like. The transcript is spliced from 7 exons. Gene Ontology annotation, cellular component: nucleus. The coding region runs from base 319 to 1401 and encodes 360 amino acids. Gene Ontology annotation, molecular function: RNA polymerase II cis-regulatory region sequence-specific DNA binding; DNA-binding transcription factor activity, RNA polymerase II-specific. The record is from RefSeq and is a predicted model, not a curated record. Lineage: Eukaryota; Viridiplantae; Streptophyta; Magnoliopsida; Poales; Poaceae. Gene Ontology annotation, biological process: regulation of DNA-templated transcription.
GCCUGCGCCGCACGCUGCUGCAAGGGACCUGGCUCUGACGCCGCCGACCGCCCACCUUGUCCUGUCCUGUCUCAUCCGGGCUCCACUUCCGAGUCCCCCCAAGUUCCAACGCCCACACGAGCACCGCUUCGCUGCGCUUGCCCUUCGUCUUCGAUACGCAAGUUCCCAUCAAAGAUCAGUGCAUGUUCGAUCUGCCAAUGCCGCCGCACUCGCUUGCUUGUCUCGAUCUCACCGGCUGAUUUCCCCCGUGCUGCGCUGCCGGCUCCGGCGAUUGGUUCUGGUGGUCCCCUCUGGAGCGUGCGCGCGGUGGCGGCGGCCAUGCGGCGGUGCGGAGGCGGCGCCCCCGGGCGGCGGAGCUCUGGCGGUUCCACCUGUUGCUCCGGCGAAAUCGAUUGGAUUACAGACGAGCGUGGUGAACUCCUAAGGCCUUCUAAACAUCUCAAUGACGCAGAACAUAAAAGGACAGCUGAGUGCCUGCCCCACAAGAAAGGUAAUAAGCUCAAGAGGGUCUGCAGGUGGUCUCAAGAGGAAAAUGGUAAUCUAAUUCGAAUGGUAAACCUUCACAGCUCAAAAAGUUGGUCAACUGUUGCACGCAGUAUACCUGGUCGAAGUCCAAACCAAUGUCGAGACAGAUGGAUGUUUUAUCUUGACCCUGCUGUGAACAACCAGCCAUGGUCAGAACAUGAGGACAUCAAACUAAUCCAAGCUCAUAAAAUUCAUGGAAGCAAAUGGUCUAAACUGGCUAAACUUUUUCCUGGGAGAACAGGGAAAGCAGUUAAGAAUCACUGGCCUAGUCUUAUGAGGAAACAAAUGAAGUCAGAUUUAGUCAGCGGAUUGCCUGAGCAAUUUCUAUAUAUGCCUAAUGAUCCAUCGGUUACAAAGAAUAAAGGCUCCAGUACCAUUCAGAGUGAUGAAGAUUCAUCCACAAAUAUUCAUGUUUCAUCAGAUUUGGCAGUAAGACCAAAAUCAGAACAAGGACUUGCAGAAAAUGGUAGAAACGAGAGUACUUUGAAAGGGAAAAGUUACGAUUCUAUGCAUGGUAAUGGAUCUGUUUCUCAUUCAGUCAAUGUCUCUGAAAAGGUGGACGGGCAGAUAGCUACAUCUAAUUCUUUGAGUUCUAUGGAUCAGAAGGCCACUUCUGCCACCGCGAGUUUUCCUGGGUCCCUGCCAAAAGAGGAAUCAACAAAUUUUCUGGAAGUUACACCUAACAGAGGGUUAUCUACAAUGUAUAAUCACCUAUCUAAUGAUUAUUUUGAUGGCAUGUGCAGUAGUGCUGAUCCAGAGUCACAGGGGCUACAUCUGUCAAGUAUAGCAGAUCUUCUUGACAUGCCAUAUUGCAAGAGCUUGAUGAUUGUUUCACCUGAUUCUCCAAAUCACGGAAAUUACACAGAUGGAAUGUGAUAUUUACUUCAAAGUUCUCCAGUGACUGCACCUGCACUAGCUGUAGAAUAAGCAACAGUCUCUGCUCCUUAGCCUUAAAAUUCUUGUAACAUGUCUUCAACUAACAAAUUGGUCCUUGUACCUGUAAAUCCUCUUCUUCUUUAGUUGCAGAAAGCUGGUCUUUGUGUCAGAGACUCAGAAAGAAGCAAGGAUUUAAUUCUUGUA